Molecule: messenger RNA, 382 nt
Organism: Caenorhabditis sp. 36 PRJEB53466
Lineage: Eukaryota; Metazoa; Nematoda; Chromadorea; Rhabditida; Rhabditidae
Source: the annotation of a GenBank genome assembly
AUGCAAAAUCAAACGGCUCCGAAGAAAACUAUGGCAAAGAUGGUUGCCGCCUACGACUAUCAACAGGGAACUUAUGAUACGGUAAGGGAUUACUCUAUUAAAAACUGAAUAGACUAGACAUUACAGAUGAACAAUGGUUCGGAAUCUGUCUACUACGCCUCACCGGUAACAAUGGAGAAGACUGAAAAGGUAGAAAAGAAAAAGCCGGAAGGGACCAUUUUCAACUUUGCUAAAGGGUCCAAUCCAAUCUUCUACUUUCACAAAAAAGAUUAGACGAAAAAAGUUAAGGUAGGAACACUCUCCGAUUGCUCCUAACACAACUCGCACCUUCAGACUCCGCCUGCUGCUCCUUGGCAUCCGUUCCCGUCCGUCCCACUGCUGA